This is a messenger RNA of Conger conger (European conger), 2684 nucleotides long. RefSeq names its product PRKC, apoptosis, WT1, regulator (gene pawr). Gene Ontology annotation, biological process: apoptotic process; positive regulation of apoptotic process. The record is from RefSeq and is a predicted model, not a curated record. Lineage: Eukaryota; Metazoa; Chordata; Actinopteri; Anguilliformes; Congridae. The transcript has 7 exons. Bases 302 to 1393 code for a protein of 363 amino acids. Gene Ontology annotation, cellular component: cytoplasm.
GGGGGGCAGAGCAAGCGCAGUCCUGCAAACUGCCUGUGCCACAAACCGAACUCGCCUCUGACGCGUAUCUCAUUCCUCCGGACUGUUCACCUGGGAGACCGCAUGAAAAACAGACCACUACACGUUUGCUGAUAGACUACUUAAUGCAAUCUGUUCCAUGGGAGGAAUGUGGUACAAUUAGUUGCAUUGAGGAAUACAAUUUUUUUAAAGUUUGUUUACUGUGAAAAGAGUAACCAGCACAGUUGAGACUUCAAGCGUGUGUGGUUUACGGUAGGCACCAAUUAAACGUUUAAAAGGGAACAUGGCGACGGGUGGAUUUAGAUCAAACGCACCCACGGACUUUUUGGAAGAAUGGAAAGCUAAACGUGAGAAAAUGAGGGCGAAAAUGCUCGGGGAUAUUGCUGCGUCUACCAGCGGGGGCUGCGUCAGCGGUACCGCGGCUUCCUCACUUGGAACAAAUCCCAAAAAUGAAGCACGGAAUACAAGCCAGGGCACCGAAUUAAACAACAACAACGGCAACCCGGACCGGACCGGUUCCUCCUCUGUCAAUUGCGUGUCAUCUCAUCCCGUGGUUCGGUCAUCCUCCGGAUCUGCUCUCAGGAGGCCGGACGAUGACCCACAACCGACACCGGUCACCAGGGGAUCCGAUUCCCCAGUGGGCAACCUGAAGAAGACACCCCAACCGGAGAAAGUAGCCAGUACCCCUCAGCCGGAGUCCAGCGAUAAUGCGUACGUCGAAGACGACAAGGAAAGCCCAACUUCGGGAGCUGGCUCCAACAAGGGGAAAGAGAAGAAGAGCUCUGGCCCCAGCGCCAGGAAGGGAAAGGGCCAGAUAGAAAAGAGAAAGUUGAGGGAGAAGCGGAGAUCAACCGGUGUUGUCAGCAUACCGUCCAAUGAGAGUCUGGAUGAGUUGGACGAUGACGAUGGCGUGCAGAAGGAGAGGAAGAGAGAGGAGGAGCUCACUCAGCUCAACACGGUCCAGAACGAGACCAUGACCUCUGACCCCACCAUGGCCCAUCUCUCUCCGGACACACCCAGAGCAGCAGCAUCGGGCCGGUAUAAAAGCUCGACCAGCCCGGGGUCUGAGGAGGAGGGGGGGGGCGGCAGCAGGCAUCGCCAGGGUUACGGUCGCCAUGGAAGAGAGGGCAGCGCCGCGGCCGCUGGUGGGCUGGAGAGGAAGGUGGAGGAGCUGGAGAAGGAGCUGGCCAGAGAGAGGCAGGAGAGCUCACGGCUACUGAAGGCCCACGAGGACAAAGAUGACCUCAUCAUCAAGCUGAAGGAAGAGAUCGACUUGCUGAACAGAGACCUGGAUGACAUCGAGGAUGAGAACGACCAGCUAAAGCACGAGAACGAAACUCUGCUCAAAGUGGUCGGUCGGCUGACCAGAUCCUGAAUCAAGCAUUCCCAAGGAGCUCCACUCUCUUCCCGGGAAUUCCGCAACAAUUCCGCAAUUCCAGUCUCUUCUCGCUCGACAGAAGAUGAGUUUCCGUGCUGUCCUGAAGUUCUUAAGGCCUUACAGGACAUCAAGCUUCGUUCUCCAUGGAGCAUUUUGUCUGUCUGUUUUUAAAAGGGGAUUUGAAGGUAGUUGGUGUUGUCAUAGAGUACGAAAUCGGAUUUAAUUUAUAUGUGGGUGAUUAUAUGUUUUAUGUAAAUGUUUUGUAUAUAGGCCACUUUCUUUUCUUUUCCCUUUUUUUAUCUUUAAAAGAAAAAUGACGUGAAUGAAUGUGGUACACCACCAAAAAAAGAGGCAUUUAUAAACAUCAACUCCACCCUAACGAUAAACAGCCUUUUUAAUGAAAGGGUUUUCCAGGGCUGUUCACUUUUAAUUAGCACAAAUUUGCUCAGAGAUCACCUGAUGUUAUUUUCUUUUCUCAUAUGUGGUACCUACAUUUAACGGUAAAUCUCAUUAUUGCUGACAAUGCGCUUUGCUUCCUAUAAAAGACAUUUUAAGAUCACAUUCCACUAGCCAAAGCGCGAAUGGUGCCUUGCAAAUUACGUGUAUGAGUUUUAAAUACAUGAGCGGUUUAAUUUACGAGGGAGAGAGUAAAAAGCCUGGUGCUUUUAUGUUAAUAUGAUACCCAGUGUUACCGCGGUUAUCUAGAUGUGUACAUUUAAAGGUUUAAAUGGAGGGGCAGAUAGAAAUGCAGAAAUCAUAUUAAGUAAAUUCAUGGUGUAAAAUGUCCUUCAUAAAUUAGCUGACAUUUUAAUUUAGCUAGUGCUGGUGGUGAAUACUGGGAUUACAAAUAGCAGAAAUAUAUCAUGUUCAGUUUAUAUUAAAGCAAUUAGUUCAUGCUGGUAAUUAAAGCAAAUACUUGUUUGCAUUAUUAAGAGGUCUACUUGAUUAUAUGCUAGAUGUAUGACUCAUAGAGCCAACUAUUGCAGAACAUUGUCACCUAUAUCAGCGGACCGUUUGGAAGGCCUACGUGAUGGUUUCUGGCUUUCCCACUGAACGCAGUGAGAAUGCAUAGCAGCUUUAUUAUUCUAAUCAUUCGCACUAUUCAGCCUGGUAGACAUCGCUCUCCAUAUUAGGACCUGUUCUGUAUUCCAGCGUAUGAUUAAGCUGUCAUAGCAUACGAACGUGCAAAUUGUAUUGCAUCUUAAAUCGCGUAAAGAAGUCUCAGAGUGUACAUUUAGUAUUCGGCUGUAAUGGAGCGAGCUCGAAACGACUCCCUCCCUCCGGAGUU